Messenger RNA from Tachysurus fulvidraco (yellow catfish), 7079 nucleotides. Its product is annotated as inactive N-acetylated-alpha-linked acidic dipeptidase-like protein 2. The coding region runs from base 181 to 2490 and encodes 769 amino acids. The record is from RefSeq and is a predicted model, not a curated record. The transcript has 14 exons. NCBI's taxonomy places the organism in Eukaryota, Metazoa, Chordata, Actinopteri, Siluriformes, Bagridae.
GUGAGGCAGGAAGCAGUUUAGGGUAAUUAUUUGACUUUGGUGAAACAGAGGAGAAAUGUGUUCCACGUCUACUACAUGGAAAACUAUUAGAUAGCUUAUUUUUCUGUUCAAGACAGUAAGAAAGACGGAGGACAGAACACACAAGGAUUUCAGCCCAACUCAGCUUUUGAAGGUGAGGACAUGGCAUACACCAAAGCACCUGCCAGUCAUGGUAUCUCCACACACCCUCAGGAACUGGAAUGUGAGGAUCAGCUAGCUACUAUUGAUCUGGAGUGGGAGAUGGAAAAGGAGCUUGAAGAGCCUGGACUGCACAACUUCCAACAAGAGUGUGCAGACUCACAGACCUUGGGCAUCUCAUCCAGUGCUGAAAUGAAUUCAGAGUUUAUCCAGCUAUCGGUGUCUCCUCACGGACGGUUCCAGCGGUUACAGGAGGAUCCCAACUGUGUCUUGCAGUACAGUGGAACUGUUCUCAAUGUGCACAAGCUAAGUUUUACCUGCAUUGUCAAGUAUGUGCUAAUUGGAGCAGGAGCCUUUUUCCUGGGACUGCUCAUUGGUCUACAUGCUAAGCGAACCGAGGAGCUGCGCAUCACAUCCACCAAAAGUACAGAUAUGACAGAAAAGGUUUUACAAAACAUCACUGCAUUCAAGAUCCAGGCAUUAAAAAGGGAUUUCGAGUCCUUAUCGGGACUCGGCGAGGAAGCACGGGUGAAAUAUCUUGCUCGGCGCUGGGAGGAGUUUGGACUGAAGAAUGUCCAGCUGAUCAAUUACACCGUCCUCAUUAGCUCCCCUGGAUCCUUCCCGAAUACCAUCACUGAUUUGGCAAAUAAGCGGUGUUUUCUGCCCAGUGGAGCAAACUGUGACUCAAAUCCCCACAUAACCAUCGACGAGUCCUUUGCGUUUGCAGCCUACUCGACUGUGGGAAGUCUAGAGGCAGAAUUGGUGGACGUACAGUAUGGAGGUUCUGAAGAUCUGAGAUUAAUCCGAACUGAGAUGAACGUGACCAAUAAAAUCGCACUGCUUAAAAUCGGCCCAGUACCUUUGCUCAACACGCUUUCUCUCCUGGCUGAUAUGGGCUUCGGCGCUUGUCUCAUCUACGUGGAUCCCUGUGACGUCCCUGAGGAUCAGCCAUUACUGCAGAAGGCAUUCGGGGUGACGUUAAACCCAGGAGGGGACCCAUCAACCCCAGACUACCCCAGCACAGAUGGCAGUUUCAGGGAAGAUCGUCGCAAUUUGACGUCUCUGUUGGUGCAGCCAAUAUCAACCGAGCUAGCCAAAGAGUUGCUCUCUGCACCUGGUGUCCGACAUAGCCAACCUUGCAUUCCUAUGAAAAUGGCAUCAGGCUCAGGACAGAGGAUUAUAAAGCUUAGCAUUGGAUCUCAAACGUCAUACAGAAGAGUAUUUAAUGCCAUUGGCUACCUGAGAGGAAACAUUAAUCCAGAUAGAUAUGUCCUUGUUGGCUCUCGUCACAGUAGCUGGUAUGAGGGCGGCCUUGCAGACUGGAGUAGUGGCGCUGCAGUCAUCUCUCAAAUCAUCGCCUCCCUAACAGCCAAGACCCAUGCACACUGGCAGCCGGACCGUACCAUUGUCUUCUGCUCAAUGGGAGGUUCUGCCCUUGGCAAUAUCGGCUCCUUUGAAUGGGGAGAGGCAAACAAGGUAGUUUUGGAGAACACAGUUGUGGCCUAUGUCAGCCUCCAUAAUCCAGUUAGAGCAUAUGGACCACAAUCUACAGCAUCACCAUCUUUGCUGCAACUGGCUUCGGACAUCCAUAAGAAACAUUUAAAAAGUUGCCUUCAUGCUGAAGGCUGCUCUGGCCUGAACAUCAGCUCUCUGCAGUCUCCUGUGGUCAUGGACUUUUUCACCAGUCAGCUUGCUGCUCCACUGGUGGAGUUUGCAUCCUCAGCCAAUCCAGUUGAGAGUGCUCGCUUCCUCUCUGAGGCUUUUUUCCCCUUCGAGUCGUCGUUAGCAGAGACCUUGGAUCCCACCUACAGACUUCACGAGACAGUUGCAAAGAUGACUGCAGAGGCCAUCCUGCGACUUGCUACCGAUCCUGUGCUUCCCUUCUUGCCCUUGGAUAUAGCACUGGACAUUCAAAAUAAACUCAAAGAUGACCCAUUAACCAGACCUGAUCUUCUGGCUGCUGCUGCAUCCUUGCGAGACAAUUCUGGCUUUUUCCAGUCAGAUAUUAUGCGCCCAGCCAACGACCCAGAGGAGCGCGAACCUUCCCAUGUGCGCAUGCUGAACGACAUACUGCGAGACCUGGAGAAAAGCUUUCUCAUUUCAGACCCGCCUCAGGGCUUUUCACGGAACAUUCUCUAUGGACUGAAUACAAAAUCUCAAGGCUUUGCCAUCUUGAAGUCCUCUGCAGAAGAUUUUACACACAACAGCGUGAAUCGGUCUUUGUCCCAGGUGUUCAGCUCCAUCUGUUCAGCUGAUAAGCUCAUCCAAAGUGGUCUCCAGCUUUUUGAGAAUGAUCCUAACGGUUCACUUUGAAACAAUCACCGCAAAAUGGUGCAAGGCCAGAACCAGACUUCAUUAGGCAUGAAAGACACGUUUGAUAAUGGAGUAUGCGGAGGACACUUCUCUAUCAUGGAUGGUACAUGUGACUGAUUUCACAUGCAUUUUCAAAGGAAUCAGAUAUUUAAAGCUACUUGUGAUUGAGAGAUUUUAUGAGAUAUUCUAAGGGGUUCAGAUACAUUAUAUUGCCAAAUGUUUUGGAAUAAUUUCCACAGCCACAUGUGUGUAAAAAUCAAUCACCCAGGCAUGCAGACUUCUUCUACAAACAUGUGUGAAUGAAUGGGUCACUCUCAGGAGCUCAGUGAAUUCAAGCAUCUUACAAUGGUAGGUUGCCAUCUAUGCAGUAAGUUUAUUCAUGAAUUUCCUCACUAUUAAAUAUUCCAUUGUCAGCUGUUAUAUAAUAUAAAAUAUUCCAUUGUCAGCUGUUGGCAUUAUAACAGUAGAAGUAAAAGUAGAAGCAAUUGGGCGCAACAGCAACUCAGCCACAAUAUGGUAGGUCAAGUAAAAUCACCACCAGCACCAACUUUUUCAAUCAAUAGCUACCGACCUCCAAACUUCAAGUGGCCUAUUUGCUCAAGUACAGUGCAUAGAAAGCUUCACCCUUUCAUGGGUUUCUCAUGGCCAAGCAGCUGCAUCCAUGCCUUACAUCACCAAGUGCAAUGCAAAGCGUCUGAUGCAGUGUUGCAAAGCAGGCCACCACUGGACUCAAAGCAGUGGAGACGUGUUUUCUGUAGUGACAAAUCACGCAUCUCUGUCUGGCAAUCCGAUGGAUGAGUCUAGGUUUGGUUGUUGCCAGGACAACAGUCCUUGUCUGACUGCAUUGUGCCAAGUGUUGGACUCGGCCCCUUACAAUAGUUCCAUUGAAAGUGCUUCAGCGUAUUAAGACAUUUUGGACAAUUUCAUGCUCCCAAAUUUGUGGGAAAGGUUUGCCGAUGGCCCCUUCCUGUUCCAACAUGACUGCCCACUAGUAUACAAAAUCAAGGUUCAUUAAGACAUGGAUGAGGGAGGUUGGACACAAAUUCCCAUAAAUCGUCAAAAAUACCGAUAAACACACUCCUAAGUCUCCUAAAGCUUACCCAGAAGAGUUUAAGCUGUUAUAACUGCCAAGUGUGGGCCAGCUCAAUAUUAAGCCCUACGGAUUAAGAAUGGGAUGUCAUUAAAGUUCAUGUGCAUGUAAAGGCAGAUGUCCCAAAACAUUUGGCAAUAUAGUGUGUUUCUCACCAAUAUCAUGGCAUAUGUACAGAAAAACCCUACUGAUGAAUCUAUAAAGAAGGUAAAGCUGUCCCAAAGGCCUAAAUAAGGCACGCCAUAAUGGAUCAGAAUCAAAUUAUAUUUUCUUCUCUCAAGAGUUUUACCUUUUAUUUUUAUACAAGUUAUUUUAAAAGAUACCAGAAUUUUGUCUUCAGAGUGUCUUAGCAUUUUUAAACUCAGGGAAGGUGGAAGGAAAAUAUAUAUAUAUAUAUGUAUAAAUUAAUUAAAGUAUUUUGUUUAUUCAAUUUUAUAAUUUAUUACACCAGUAAUGCACUAAUUUUUAUAAGGCACAAUUUCAAUAAUGCUAUUUUAAAAACAAGAGCUUACUGGCCAUUAGGAAAAUUUCUUCUUCUUUCUUUUGACUUAACUAAGAUGUGUGCUUUGUAAGAAUGAUAGAUUUUAUUGUUUGUCUCUCAGAAAAUUUUCUGAGCUGCUAAAUGGGAAACUCCAAAAUAUAACUAGCUAGCAAAAUUGGUACAUGUUGAGACUGUCCUUUUAUACAACAAUGCACAACCAAGCAUAAUAUUAGCUAGGAAGGCCUUUCUUUUUUCUUUUUUUUUUUUACACAUAACCUCUAUCAUUUUUUUUAUUUACUGUAUAAUGUAUUGUAUAAUAGAAGUAUGCUGUAUAAUUUCACACUGUGGUUCUCAGAAAUGGGAGAACCAAUUUGACAAAAUCUUCUUUAAUUUUGAGCCCUGUAUUAGAUUCAUGUAACAAAAGCAUUCAUUUGGCACUUUCAUUUAUAUACAGCCACUUUAAAGCAUAUUUACAGAGUGAUUUUUUUUUUCUUCAAGUCAAACGGGUCAUAACAGGUCUUGACAGUGUUAGUGUAACGAUUUGAACUCAUAAAACAGCUUAUGCUCAUUCACAUUAUUUACAGGUUCACUAAAAAUGGGCAGAAUACGAUUGGAAAGAGACCAUACAAAUUUUUCAGUCUUCAGUUCUCCAGUAUAAGUGAAUCCACUGUAGCCUCAGUUCCUGGUUUUGGCCGACAGGAGUGAAAUCUGAUAUGUUGUGCAUUUUGACACUCAUUUCUGCACACUAUACUUGGCUAUUUGUGUUAAUGUAGCCAUCCUGUCAGCUCGAACCCAUCUGGGCAUCCAACUCUGACCUCUUUCAUCAACAAGCCAUUUCUGAAACACAGUACUGCCACUCACUGGAUGCUUUUGCCGUUCAUUGGAUAUUAUUUCCACCCUUUUGUGUAAACUGAAAAGAGACUGAAAAAUCCUGUCUGAGAUCAGCAGCCCUUCCAUACAAGACAGCCGUGCUACAGUUACAGUCACUAAGAUUACAUUUUCCUCCAUUCUGACGUUUCAUGUAACAUUAUCUGGUUAUUGGCCUGUAUCUACAUGAUUUUAUGCAUCAUGGUGCUGCAUUGCAUAACUUUCUCAACUUUGCCACGUCACUGGACAUGCUCACAUCCAGUAUUCACCAACAGUUUAUGUCACUCACGUUGCCAGAAUUUGCCAGGUCUCAAUGAAAAAAAAUCUCGUGUCAUUGCAAGUCACUGUAUUACUGAAAAUGUCAGAAGACAUCAAUUUCUGCAUUAUGUGAAAGAAAACACCAUAGGUAAGAACCGUUGUACAUGCAAUGCACAUACAAUUUCUUCUUUUGGAGCAGUGUAAUACGUCUGGGGCAGUUCAGAGUAAAUAAAUCACAAUUACAAAGGGUUUCAUUAUUAGCUAUGAAUCAUGUAUCGAUGUUUCUAUAAAUAAAUAACUUAUUUUAUUGUUGUCAGCAUUUGCACUAUUGUUAUGUUUCAAUAAGAAUUUCCAUCUAUCAGCUAUUGUUUUUUUUUUGUUUGUUUGUUUUGGAUGAAUCUUUGAUUAAUAGGUUAUUUAGGAAUGCUUCAGGGAAUUAGUUUGGCCAUGAACUUUACAUUAUUGAAGUGCUUUAAAUGAAAUGCUUACAGUAUAUAUACACAGAUCAGGCAUGACAUUAUAACACCUGACAGGUGAAGUACAGUAUACACAUCUCUUUAUUAUGUCAAUUGUUAGUGAGUGGGAUAUAUUAGGCAGCAAGUGAACAUUUUAUCCUUAAAUUUGAUAUGUUAGAACAGGAAAAAUAGGCAAGCGAAAGGAUUUGAGAGAGUUUGACAAAGGUCAAAUUGUGAUGGCUAGCAACUGGGUCAGAGCAUCUCCAAAACCGCAUCUCUUGUGGGGUGUGACGGCUGGCCUGUGUGGUCCUGUCCAAGAGACGAGCUACUGUAGCUUAAAUUGCUGAAGAAGUUAAUUCUGAUUCUGAUGGAAAGGUGUCAGAAUGCACAGAGUAUCACAGUUUGUUGCUUAUGGGGCUGCAUACCCGCAGAGUUCCAAUGCUGGCCCCUGUCCACUGCCAAAAGUGCCAACAAUGGGCAUGUGAGCACGUGGGCUGGGCACGUUUGUGUUGCUCACCUGGGGAACCAUGGCAACAGGAUGCACUAUGGAAAGAAGGCGAGCCAGAUGAGGCAGUGCGAUGCUUUGGGCAAUGUUCUGUUGGGAAACCUUGGGUCCUGCCAUCUAUGUGGAUGUUACUUUGACACGUACCACCUACCUAAGCAUUAUUGCAGACCAUGCACACCCUUUCAGGUAUUCCCUGAUGCCUGUGGCCUCUUUCAGCAGGAUAAUGUGCCCUGCCACAAAGCAAAAAUGGUUCAGGAAUGGUUUGAGAAGCACAAAAAAAAGCUCAAUCCAAUCGAGCAUCUCGGUGAUGUGCUGAACAAACAUGUCACAUCUAUUUAGGCCCCACCUCGCAACUUACAGGACUUAAAGAAUCUGUAGCUAAUAUCUUUGUGCAAAAUACCACAGCAAACCUUCAGGGGUCUAGUGGAGUCCAUGCAGGGCUGUUUUGGCAGCAGAAAGGGGUCCAAAAUAAUAUUAAAAAGGGGGUCAUAAUGUUAUGCCAGAUCGGUGAUGCAAAAAUAUCAACAAUGUAUACUUAUUUUUUCUGCUGGCUUCUAUGAGCUGUACCCUGUACCGUUUUCCAAUUCGGAAAUAUUUAUUAGUAAAACAAAACAAACCUGUAUUACUUGAAACAGUACUCUCUACUUUUUUUGCAGCAAGCACACUGGAUAUAUCUGGUUACAUGAUUAGGUCAAAGGAAAUGUGUUUUUGCAAACAUGCAAUUAUGCUUCAUUUGAACAGUAUGUAAUAAAUUUGGUAAAUACUGUGUGCUGUAAGUAAUAAAUGAUCAAACUUGCACUAAGAUAGUAAGAAGUAAACUGGCAGUUUGUUAUUUUGCCCUUGGCCAUUUUUUCUCCAGCAUGUACAUACUGUGCAGAAGGAAUAAUUAUAUGUACUUGGUGUUUGAGUUCCUGUUGGCUGUUUAUUAAAAUG